Molecule: messenger RNA, 2067 nt
Organism: Indicator indicator
Lineage: Eukaryota; Metazoa; Chordata; Aves; Piciformes; Indicatoridae
Gene: GRK2
Product: G protein-coupled receptor kinase 2
Exons: 21
Coding region: 1-2067 (688 amino acids)
Biological process (GO): protein phosphorylation; regulation of the force of heart contraction; regulation of signal transduction
Molecular function (GO): ATP binding; G protein-coupled receptor kinase activity; G protein-coupled receptor binding
Source: RefSeq, a predicted model, not a curated record
AUGGCGGACCUGGAGGCGGUGUUGGCGGACGUGAGCUACCUGAUGGCCAUGGAGAAGAGCCGCGCCGCGCCCGCCGCCCGCGCCAGCAAGCGGAUCCUGCUGCCCGAGCCCAGCAUCCGCAGUGUGAUGCAGAAGUACCUGGAGGACCGGGGGGAGGUGACCUUCGACAAGAUCUUCACCCAGAAGAUCGGGUAUCUGCUCUUCAGGGACUUCGCCUUCAACCAGGCAGAGGAGGCCAAACCCCUGAUGGAGUUUUAUGAGGAGAUCAAGAAGUACGAGAAGCUAGACUCGGAGGAGGAGCGAAGUGCCCGCAGCCGCCACAUCUUCGACCAUUACAUCAUGAAGGAGCUGCUGGCCUGCUCCCACCCCUUCUCCAAGAGUGCCACCGAGCAUGUCCAGAGCCACCUGACCAAGAAGCAGGUGCCCCCAGACCUCUUCCAGCCCUACAUUGAGGAAAUCUGCCAGAACCUGCGUGGGGGCAUCUUCCAGAAAUUCAUUGAGAGCGACAAGUUCACCAGGUUCUGCCAGUGGAAGAACGUGGAGCUGAACAUCCAUCUCACCAUGAACGACUUCAGCGUUCACCGGAUCAUCGGCCGCGGCGGCUUCGGGGAGGUCUACGGCUGCCGGAAGGCAGACACUGGCAAAAUGUACGCCAUGAAGUGCUUGGACAAGAAGCGCAUCAAGAUGAAGCAGGGCGAGACCCUGGCCCUCAACGAGCGUAUCAUGCUGUCCCUCGUCAGCACAGGGGACUGCCCCUUCAUCGUCUGCAUGUCCUACGCCUUCCACACGCCCGACAAGCUCAGCUUCAUCCUCGACCUCAUGAACGGAGGAGACCUGCACUAUCACCUGUCCCAGCAUGGUGUCUUCUCAGAGGCAGAGAUGAGGUUCUACGCAGCCGAGAUCAUCCUGGGUCUGGAGCACAUGCACAGCCGCUUCGUGGUGUACCGGGACCUCAAGCCAGCAAACAUCCUCCUGGACGAGUUUGGGCAUGUCCGCAUCUCAGACCUGGGCCUGGCUUGUGACUUCUCCAAAAAGAAGCCCCAUGCCAGUGUGGGCACCCAUGGGUACAUGGCACCAGAGGUGCUGCAGAAGGGAGUGGCCUACGACAGCAGCGCCGACUGGUUCUCACUGGGCUGCAUGCUCUUCAAACUGCUCCGGGGGCACAGCCCCUUCCGGCAGCACAAGACAAAGGACAAGCACGAGAUCGACCGAAUGACCCUCACCAUGGCAGUGGAGCUGCCAGACUCCUUCUCCCCUGAGCUCCGCUCCCUGCUCGAGGGACUGCUCCAGAGGGAUGUUAACCGCCGCCUGGGCUGCAUGGGGCGUGGGGCUCAGGAGGUGAAGGAGGAGCCCUUCUUCAAGGGUCUGGACUGGCAGAUGGUUUUCCUGCAGAAGUACCCACCGCCCCUGAUCCCACCCCGUGGUGAGGUGAACGCGGCCGACGCCUUUGACAUCGGCUCCUUCGACGAGGAGGACACCAAGGGCAUCAAGCUGCUGGAGAGCGACCAGGAGCUGUACCGCAACUUCCCGCUGACCAUCUCGGAGCGGUGGCAGCAGGAGGUGACCGAGACGGUCUUUGAAGCUGUCAACGCCGACACCGACAAGCUGGAGGCUCGCAAGAAGGCCAAGAACAAGCAGCUGGGCCACGAGGAGGAUUACGCCAUGGGCAAGGACUGCAUCAUGCACGGCUACAUGGCCAAGCUGGGCAACCCCUUCCUGACGCAGUGGCAGCGCCGCUACUUCUACCUCUUCCCCAACCGCCUGGAGUGGCGCGGGGAGGGCGAGUCACCGCAGUCCCUGCUGACCAUGGAGGAGAUCGACUCAGUGGAGGAGACGCAGGUGAAGGAGCGCAGGUGCAUCCUGCUCCGCAUGCGGGGGGGCAAGCAGUUCGUGCUGCAGUGUGAUAGCGACCCAGAGCUGGUGCAGUGGCGGAAGGAGCUGCGGGAUGCCCAGCGCCAGGCCCAGCAGCUGCUGCAGCGGGUGCCCAGGAUGCAGAACAAGCCUCGCUCGCCCGUGGUGGAGCUCAGCAAAGUGCCCUUCAUCCAGCGCUCUGCCAACGGGCUCUGA